Molecule: messenger RNA, 7937 nt
Organism: Gigantopelta aegis
Lineage: Eukaryota; Metazoa; Mollusca; Gastropoda; Neomphalida; Peltospiridae
Product: regulator of G-protein signaling 22-like
Exons: 27
Biological process (GO): regulation of signal transduction
Molecular function (GO): G-protein alpha-subunit binding
Source: RefSeq, a predicted model, not a curated record
UCAGCCCUGGAUGUAACCCGGGAAAACUUGGAAGAUCUGUUGGCUUAUGAUGAUCUUUUCCUGGACUACUUCAAUGCUUUUCUUUCACUUCCGGUUUUUCCCCAAGCCCUUGUGUAUGACCGUUUGACGGGUGCGUUUGAAGAGAUUGAUGUGUCUGUCAAGUCGGCCGUGUCCAGCACCUUGCUGGGAGUUACCUCCAAAACUCAGCACUAUGGUCCCACUGACGAUGAGCGAGAGAAGAUGCUCGAGUGGGCCAAAGAAGAACGACUGCCGGUAUUUCUGAGGGCUCGACUAUUUCGGGAACUGAAAUUGUGCAAACUUCUAUUACGGCCUUUGUAUGAACGGAACUCGGCAAGCAGAGGUUCUAGUCAACAGAUCAGGGGCUACAGUCGACAGUCUGAGAGUUAUAUUUCUAGUCUUGGCAACAGCGCUGAUAACAGUGCUGAUGAUGUUUUGGACGAUGAUGAUGGCUGGCCAGAACUGCAGUACUCCGAGCUGUACAAGUACUGUCGGCCUGGCAGCAGGGCUCUCAGUGUCCCAAUCAAAAUAUCAUACCAAGAAUCUGAUAAAAACGUCAGUGACUUGACAUCCACCAGUUCGUUCUCAAUGACAAAGAGCGCAGGACUGACACAGAUGCGUCACACCAGCACUGGGCACCAUCACCAGACUCUCCCGCCGGUGAUGCCUCCAAUAGAGUCAGCCACACGAUCAAAGUCUUCAACAAAUGCUGGGACUGCCAAUACCCCCAAACGAGCUACAAGAAUUUCUUCUCAAGUGGAAGUUUUUCAUACUGAAGAAAGCUUUGAAGGUGGUGGAACCAAGUCAUCUCGGGAAAGAAAGCAAACCUACCCAUCAUCCACUGAAGAAGCAUUUAUCAGAGGGUCAAGAGUACUAUCUGCUCCAGUAAACUUUGAUUACUACCUCAAGAGGCCAUUUAACAAUUGUGAUUUUGAUCAGUUGUUAGGAGAAAUUGAGCCUGAACCACUGGGGAAGCCGUAUGUGAUGUUUGAAGAGGAGGAGGCGGACGAGCAGCAAACGGAGCUGGAUAUGAGGAAUCUGGAAGGACAGCUCAAGAUAACCAUCCAGCAGCUCAAGGAACAUAUUCUCGGAACGUAUGCUGGUAUUGAAGCUUUUAAAGUAUUCCUUGAAAACACUUCUGGUCUACAUCUCCUCAACUUCUGGCUUGACUGUGAGUUUUACAAAGACAUGAUGGAGGAUGAAAAUGAUGUUAACUGUGUGGAGCAGAGAAACAUAUUGUUCAGGGAUAUACAGGACAAAUACAAGUUUAAUUUGUCCCAGGAUGCCAAGGAGCAGAUUGCAAAGACUGCCAGUAAUGUGGGAUUAAGUCAUACAAUAUUUCUACGCACCCAGUAUGACAUCCUUCGCCGUUUGCGUGUCUACUGGGUACCUCGUUUCCUCAUCCAUUUUGAAAGAACAAAACAUUUCAGUCCUGCUGCUCCUAGUCACCAUCAGUUACUAUUGGCAAUGAGAAAAGCCACACCAUACAAUCCUGUCCCAUUCUUUCCAUCCAUUUCCCUUGUGCAAUCCAUGCCCAUGCGGCCUGAUGAGAUUUUCCAGUCUUCCAGCCAGGCUCCUUGGAAUAGUGCUGACAAGUUGAACAGUAACAAGUUGAUGUCAUCACGGCUUGGCUUGAAGACGUCACACAGUGUGUUGGGCAGGUCUUCAAAAGAACGAUUUCUUUUAGCAUUGUCAGCUGACAGAAUCUCAGGUGGACCUUUUGAAAAAUAUCUUGCAAGACAACCAGACAAGAAUCUUAUGUCAAACCUGCUGUUCUGGCAGGAUGUCACAGAAUAUGGUGCAACAGAAGACAAAUCUGCUGAUCGGUUGCUACGGUUACAGCAUGCAUGGUCAAUCUACAACAAAUAUUUGUCACAAGACAGUCCACAUAAUAUUAGUUUGUCGAGCAAAGACCGGGAUGAACUAUAUAAAAAUCUGCUGAAUGCUCGUGAUUUUGUUGAUUCGUCUGUCUAUGAUACUGCCAAAUAUCAAGCAGUUCAGAAGUUGGAAGACAACUGGAUUCGCUUCUUGAAGGAGGAUUUGAAGGCUUUCUUAGAUUGCCGGGUACGCCCUGAAGGUGGAAGUCCCCCAAGCACGGCUGAAGCUAUAGAAAUAAUCGUCACGAACACAGAGGUUGUCAUUAAGAGACCCAGGCCUUGGGUGCGAAGAUUGGAUCCAGUAAGGUAUGUUGCAUGGUGUGGUUCAUGUAUAUAUUGUGUUGGAAUUUGCUCCUUCAGUAUAGCGGGAGUUGAUAUGGGAACUUUUGUUGUUUAUUCUAAAUCUGUCUUAAUUUCACAAUGUGGCUUUAAUUCAGGAUUUUGUUUUCUUUGUGGUGGAUUUAUGGGAAUUUUUUUCAGCGUUUUGUAUCCUGGUUCUACAAUGUCAGAGCGUGCCAGGCGUCUUCAGAAAGCCUUGUCAUUGGCUGAGGACAUGGAUGAGGAAAGGUAUGCCAGGAACAAGUUGCUGCGAAAGGAGAAACGGAAAGAAAUGGAACGAGAACGGAGAAAAGCUGUGCGGGCUGCAUACCGCAGGCAAAGGGAAAAUAAGCUUGGAGCAUCAAAGGAUGGAAGAUCUAAAUCUGAUGUUGAUGAAGGGGAUCGUAUGGAGAUUGAAGAUACAGAAAAGGACUUUCCAACAUUUCUUGAUAUGCAUUCAAACAAACAAGUGAUGGCCAUGUUUCGAAAGUACCUCCAUGAAGAGGACAACAAAGAAAUGAUUCAUCUACAGAGUUUAUAUAAUGAUCUCUCAGCUCACUUUGAUCUUGAAAGCAAACAAAGGAAGGAUGUUCAUGCCACCCAUAUCUUCAAGACCUACCUAGACCAGCAGCAUAGUAAGAAGUUUAUCCAGAUGCCUGAUAAAAUCAAGGCCAAACUUGAUGGGGAGCAGGAUCGUCCUAAAACUGCGACCAUCAAAGAUAUGCAAAAACAUGUUUUGUCACAGAUUGAAGAGUGCUUCAAAGAGUUCCUAAUAUACCAGUCUGAGGAGUUUGGGGUGGCCCCUAAAGAUUUGUCCACAAUGUCCCAAGCGGAAAUAGCCAUGAGGAUGGGCAAUGAAAACUGUGGUACCUGGAAAAGGAAGAAGGGGAAAGGAAAAGUAAUGUGUUUGCUUUUUGUUUUGAAAUGUUUAAAUAAUAUAUUGUCACAUAAACAGAAUUCUACACUCAUUUUUAUUGACCAUUCUGUCGAAAUGCAUCUAGACUCUGUCACACUGCGAGUCUUUGAACACGAUAUAGACAGUCAGGUCCCCACAAAAACUAAGAGAGAAACUAAAGUCAGUUUUAGUCGAAAAAAAUAUUCCCGCCCACCAACUCGAGAUAGAUGGGGUCGGUCAUCGAGAUUUGAGCGGGGAUCGGGUCGUGUUCAGCCAACCCGAGAAGACAAGAUAGAGUUUUUGCACUCGCUGGGUGAGUCGGCAGCUGGUCACCUCACUAUUCCCAUGUUGUAUUUUUACAAGUACCUCGUCAAACACGGACAGCAAGACAACAUGCCUCAGAUUGACAAGGAUUUGUUCUUUUACAUUGAAGUACAGAAAUUUAAGGCAUUUAACCAUGCAUAUUCAAAUGAAGAUUUACUCAAGUCCAAAGUUCAGUCAAUGGUGGACUGUUUUCUGGAGUCUGUAACACCACCCUCUUUACAGAUUGACAUCCCGGCUGACUGUCAGAGUCGCACAUUAAAGGGGGCUAACCGCUACAUACAGGGCAAGGAGAUGGCAAGCAGCAUCUUUGACGAGGCUCAGUUUGCAGUGUUUAAAGAGUUGCUGCCAUACUGGGCAGGCUUCAGGAAGAAUACCGCCAUUCCUUCAGACAAACGAAUACCUGAAACCAAGUAUCAGAAAAUGGUCCGAAAACGCAGAGAAGCAAUAGAGAACUACCAAACUCCAAUAACAAACUUUGACCUUCCACCCAUACCAGAAGGUGCCAUGCCUGUCUACACUAUAUCAUUGUCUGACGGUGUCCGAUUCAAGAAUGAUUCACAGAUGAAAUCUUUACAGGAUUUGAGUGAUGACAGCUCAGUGGGUACACCGGCAGUUGACACCAGACCCAGUCGUAUGUUGGCCGGCAGCAUUGACAAUCUGCGGAAAACUCGGAAAUCAGUGUUUAGCUGAGAACGUACCAAUAGUGCCACAUUAUCUGAUGAGAUAAAAGUAUCACUGAUACUGAGAAUACUGUGAUAUAAAUAAUAUGAGAUAUGGAAAAGACUGUGAUACUGAUAAAAUACUGUGAUAGUAACAAUACUGUGAGAUAAGAGUAAAAAUACAUUUACUGUUGAAUGUAUUUCCUCUUAUUGAAAGAUAUAAGACAAAAAAUAAGAAUGCUGGACUUCAGUCACAGCUUUGUGCCAUAAAACAAUAUUCAUGCCAAUUUAAUUACCAAUUUAGAACAUCUCCUCAUUGUUCUUUUUAUGUAUGAAUUUGAGAUAGGUUUCUUUUCUUAGAUCCUGUAAUAUCAUAUUUACUGUACAUGAAAAGAAAAUAGAAAAUAAAAGGAAUGAUUAACAGUGUAUCACUGUGACACUUGAUCAGGAUGGUAAGAGAAGAAACAUAUUGCUACCACACAGGCUACUCCCAACAACCAGAAAAAAGGUCAUAUGCACCUUCCCAUAGACAGGACAGCACAUACCACAACUUUUGAUACACUGGGAAUUGUGGGUGAGGAAAAAACACCUCAGAACAAUUGAUCCAAGGAUGCAUUACAUUGUGAGGCUAGUAUAGUACUCCAUAUUUCAAGUCAUAAUAAGAAGAAAGAUUGUGUUUGUCUUGUUUUUGUUGUUUUUUGCACAUGUUCAGGUGAUGGAACCUGGUUACAACAUUCAUAGAGUAGAUGUCUGUACCAUAUUUUGUGAGGUGACUGUGCAGUGCAUGUUUUAGUUGUAACUUGUUAUUCUCCACAAUAUACACAGUGCAUCUUAAUGAAAAGAAUAUUGUUGUCUGCAUUAACAAAACUGUUAAUUAAAGAUAAUGUUUUUAAUAAUAAUGGUAUAAAUCUGUCGCCUACAUCAGAUGUAGAAAGUUGUACAAGUUCAACUUUUAUAAUUUUAUGUAAUAUUCCUCCAAAAUGGUUUCCAUCAAUGUGUGUUCUUGUAUCAAAGAGAACAAUAUAGUUCUGCAUGUCAGAGGAAUUAACAACAUGAAUUUGCAAAUUAUAAAUAUGCAGGUUUAUGCUAAAGACAUGCAGGGUAGAUAACCUAUUGUAUAAUGAACUAUUUGUUACAUUGUCAUCAUUGUGUCAUGUUUCAGUGUGUAUGUUAAUGAUUUGUAGAAUACUAUUGAAACCAGUUUUAUGUAUCACAAAGAAUCACAUCAUGUACAUUCAUGUUAAAACAAAAGUGCUCUUACUAUGAUUCCUUCACAACAAGCCAAAUGAAAUUUCUAUCUGAUGGUUAUUUUUCACUUGUUUAUUUUAAACUUUUGUCGAUCAAAGUAGGCUGGUUAAGGAUGUUUAUUAUGCUGGGAUGUCAUUGGGGAAAUCUCAUAUAUUUUCUGCACAGAAGUGUAAUAUUUGAAAACCACCAUUAUUAAUAAAAAAUAGUCUAUGCCAAAACCUUUUAUAAUAUAUUUCAUUAUGCCAUAUAUGCAUAUAGAUCUGUAAUAUAUGUCACUGUUUUUAUAAACCAUGUUUAGCCACAAAAUAAAGGCAUAAUGUUUUGCCAUUGGAAUGUUGAUUUUAGUGCAUUUUUCAGUAUUGUUUUAUUAAUGUUAUUGACAUUAAAUGCAACUAAACAUUGUUAAGAUUGCAAAUACAGUUUUCAUCCAGCCUAGAUUUGUUUUUAGUCUCAUCAGUAUUGAUAUUUGUUACCAGGUAAUGAAAUCCAUGUUUUAUGACCAGUAAAAGUAUUUAUUGAAUGAUCACUGUGAUAACACUAGACCAAAUGUUUUUGUUUUUUAACAUAAUGUUUUAUAUGCAAACUUUUAUAUCUUCUGUACAUAAUUAUGUUACUUUGAUACACACUUUGAUAUACUUAAAUUUCUUCAUAAUAUAUACAUACUUUGAUAUUUUAUUCACAAUAUCUGGAAUGGUUUGGGCAAAGUAAAAAAAUAUUAAUUACAUUUUGAAACAUUUUACUGAGUGAAAUUCUUUUUUCACAACAUAUUUUUAAUAAUUUUUCCUGACUUAUACUCUGGCGUUAGGGGAAAGAGUGUUCACGUUAAAGAGUUAUGUAACAAGUUUAUUCAUAAAUUAAAUACAGGCAGUCAUGGCCAGUUUUUCUAUUACAAUUGUUUCUGUUUAUUUAUUAAAACCAAACAAUCAAUCAAACAAUAUAAAUUGGUCGUUAGGUUACAGUGAGAGAAGAGAGAUGUUGAUGAGUGUUAUGUAAUUUAGAGGGUCUUGGUCUUACAAAAUGUUAUAUGGGAGAAGGGGGUAAAAACAGUGGACAGAUUGUAUGUUAUGUAAUUGUUAAAGUUUCCUACAGUGUUCAAAUUAAUAAAGCUCUUUUACGAAGUUUAUUAAAAAAGUAUCCGACCUUAGGCCUGGGAAAAAAAGUAGCUUAAAUUUUGGGUUCCAUCUCUAUCUCCUUUGCAGUAGGCCCCUUGCGACUCCACACGCUUAGUCCAGCAGUCCUUCCAUUGCUGGAAACAUUUCUGUUAGUCCUGUUUUGGAAUGGCUGUCAGGUCGCUGUCGCGUUCUUCAUGAUGUCAUCUUGGCUCUCAAAUCGGGACCCUUUCAGUGGCACCUUCAGCUUGUGGAACAGCCAAAAAUGACAAGGAGCCAUGUCUGGAGAGUAGCGAGCCUGGCAAACCUGAGUAAUUCCAUGCUUGGCCAAGAAAUUUCGCAAAAUUUCGUUAAAAUGGCAUGUGCAGAACCUUCGCUAAUCUCAACAUUAUUAGCAAUUUCUUGGGCAGUCAACCGACAGUGUUCCAUUAUGAAAUUGCGCACUUGGUCAAUGACAUGUGGAUUUCGGCUUGUUGACGGCUUACCGGAACGAUGGUCACUGUCAACCAAAGUUUGACCAUCUUUAAACUGGUUAAACCAUUCUUUAAUUUGUGUAACCCCCAUAGCAUCGUUGCCACCAUGAACACCGGCUGCCUGGCAGAAACUGACUCACUGGGCGAGGCUGCAGAAAAUCAUGCAUACGCAUUAAGGUCUGCUACUGCAUUUGUCCCACUUUCGCCUCUCUGUUGCAACUAGUUACAGAGAGAAAAAAUAAGGUUGGAUACUCUUUGAACAGACCUCAUAUUGUUUGCUGUGAAAGGCAAACGGUGGGUUUCAAUAUUUAAUUAAAAUGAAGACAAGAAGUGUAUGUAAUAAAUAGAGAACCUAGUUACACAUUUUCAUUUCUUAUUUAUAACACUCUUUUUAUUGUGAGCUUGAACAUAGUAUAUAUUCUUACACACAAUCAACUUGUGCAGUAAAUAAGAAGUAAAUACAACUUAUAUAUGAUUCUGUAUAUUUAUUAGUUAUUUAUUCGUUUUUUUAUUUCAGGUUUUGACUUCUUUUUUUUAAUACUGCUUUAUAUUUCUUUCUUAUACUGUUAUUCAUGUAGAAGCCAGUCUUAUUGCAAUGACCAUUUUAUUUUAUUUAUCAACAGUUACUCCAUAUAAUUGUUAUAUAAUGUAUAUUGUGCAUGGCUCCAAUCAUAGGUAUGCUGCAUGUGUGUAUUAAAAAAAAACCACACUCCAAAACACCACCCAGACAGUAUGACUAUAACAGAAGUUCUUUUCACAUUUGUUGUCCAUGUUAUUUUUAUUUAAAAAAAAAAAAAAAGCCAACUUAUGCACUAUAUAUAUAUUGUAAAUCAUUUAAAGUCAACUUUCAAACUUACUUGCCCUGCAAUUUAUGUUUUGGUAACAAUAACAAAGAUUCUACACACCCAUAAAAACAAUUAACUGUGCACAUUUUAAUUUUUCAUCCUUCCUCGACACAUUCUGUACCUAUGAUCUGAAUCAUGCACAUAUAAAACAAUAAAAGCUAAAAUUAUUAA